AUGCGCCGGCGAUCGAUCUUGUGCGAGACCUCUGCCCGAAUCGCGCGCCGCUAUCGGCCCGGCGCAAAUGAGCCCAAUAAAACAUCCGAAAAGUUCUUAAUGGACGCGAUACGCUAUCUGGGGUCGGCCGCUCGGUUGCACAACAGGAACCCUUCCGUUGCGAAGUCCGACAUCAAUAUCUACAAGGGCCUGGACGUCGUCACCGCCAAGGCGAGUAGCCAGGAGCGACAGCUGGUUCCUCAUCACCUACUGGACAUCCUGGAACCGCAUCAGAUGUUCACCGUAGUAGACUUCCGCAACAGGGCGCUGAAAAUCAUAGAGAAUCUAACCGAAAAGGGCAAAAUUCCGAUAGUGGUUGGCGGCACCAAUUAUUACAUCGAAUCUAUUGUGUAUAAAAUACUUGUUGAGGAUAUAGACGAUUCUGACACAUUGCUAUGGGAUAAAAGCAUGAAAAAAAGAGUCCACCAAGACGCCGGUUUGGAAGAAGAACUUCGCGCCAAAAAACUAACGACUGAAGAUAGUAAAGAGAGUUUCCUUGAAACCAGUGACCCAAAGGAAGCAAGGAGCGUCGCGGUUGACAAAGACAAGUUGAGAGAAGACAUUGAAAAUGAAACUAGAUUCACCAAUGAAGAGAUUCACGCGAAAUUAAAAUCAAUCGAUCCUGUUAUGGCGUCACGACUACACCCGAACAACAGAAGGAAGGUUUUGAGG
This is a messenger RNA of Iphiclides podalirius (scarce swallowtail), 711 nucleotides long. NCBI's taxonomy places the organism in Eukaryota, Metazoa, Arthropoda, Insecta, Lepidoptera, Papilionidae. The record is from the annotation of a GenBank genome assembly.